This is a messenger RNA of Fundulus heteroclitus (mummichog), 2739 nucleotides long. RefSeq names its product homeobox B4a (gene hoxb4a). The transcript is spliced from 2 exons. Gene Ontology annotation, biological process: embryonic skeletal system morphogenesis; anterior/posterior pattern specification; regulation of transcription by RNA polymerase II. The coding region runs from base 1568 to 2329 and encodes 253 amino acids. The record is from RefSeq and is a predicted model, not a curated record. NCBI's taxonomy places the organism in Eukaryota, Metazoa, Chordata, Actinopteri, Cyprinodontiformes, Fundulidae. Gene Ontology annotation, cellular component: nucleus. Gene Ontology annotation, molecular function: RNA polymerase II cis-regulatory region sequence-specific DNA binding; DNA-binding transcription factor activity, RNA polymerase II-specific.
UAGUGGAUUUAUACACGACGGCAGCGACGCAUUCACUUGGGAAGCUGGAAGGUCCCUCCAGGUUGUUGCUUCCUGUUCCUAUUCGUUUGGAAAAGAAAACGAAGUUCUAAAAAUCUUCAGGCCUCUUUUCGUUUUGAGUGUUGACAAUGUAGUAACUAUAUUCUUAGACAAUGUAUUUAUUGCUUUUGUUUGAAUAAUUUGAAACUUUGUAUAUUUUUCCAAACGAUCCGUCUUAAACCAGAGUGGGAAAACUGUUUUGGUGCUGUUUACCUAAUGUUUGUUUUAAAAAUACAGAUACUGGUUUAUUUGCUUUUAUUUUUUAUAUAUAUGUAUUUAUUUAUUCUGUUGAAGCAAAGGGUUUGGAUUCUCUUUAUGUGCAUGUUCAUGUAUGCGUCCACAUAAAAGAAGGCCGAUACAGCGUUUAAAGGAGUAACGCAUUGUGUAUGCUUAAUAAAUAGGUUAUGCGCUUUAUCAUAAUCUUUGCUUGAUUUUCGUAUUUAUUUUGUGUGUUUGGCUGGCGGGUGUACUGGGCUAGGAUGCCGCGCUUUUUAGGGAGAAACGAGACUUUAAAGUCUUGUGUGAAGAUGAAGUUAAACCAAAGCACUUUGCCUCGGUCGGUUUUAUGAACUUUUGAAGUGAACGGAGCUAAAUCCAGUAUUUGUCAUGCAGAGUAAAGAGCGACUCUGGCUGAAUCAGUAAGUGAGCUGGGGCGGAAUGUUGGCUGGGUGCCUAUGAACCACACGGGGUUUAAAAGGACAACGGUGAGGAGCUCUCGUUUCUCAUGCUAAGGUUUGCUGGUGAUUUAGGAGGCCGCGGAACCUGAAUUACUUGAUGAAUUUUCUAUCGAUCCUAAACACGCCAGAUUAAUCUCUGACACUGCUACUGGGUGGCGGUGCAGGAGCCGGUCAGGCCACUCUCCCACUCCCCGGUAUUAGUGGAGAAAGAGAAGAAUAAGGGGAAGAAAGUUGGCAAACAGCCUCUGCACACACCCUGUAAGUAUACAGAGGGAGGGGCAGUCGCCAUGAACUCCCCGGAAUACUUCCUUUCAGCUUCUUGUUAUGUUUUAUUUUCUGCUUGAACUUUUUAGUCAGGCACCUAGCAGGGGGAAAGGAGAUGUUUUUCAUGAAUCAGAUUCCGGUCAUUUUUUGGGUUUAACCAAACUUUACUCUAAUUACAACAGCAGCGCUUGUUUUUUUUGUUUGUUUUUUGAGGAUUUUCGGCUUUUUUACGGGCUGUGGAUCUCCGCUGACAUGAUGUUACCGAAACUCUGAGACAUCGGGGGAAACGGUGGAGUCUCGCAGGGAGAGGAUCUGAUCAAAAAUUGAGGUCAUAUGAUCAUGCGCGUGCGGGAGCAGUUUGUAUGUUUAAUUCCAUUUCCUUAUCCGGGGGUCUGUCCAAGAGGCGUGCCAUUGGCUGGCUGCUGUCACGUGGAAUCCUAACUUUGUUCACUUGACAGAAAAGUAGGAGGGUUCAAGUGAACAGGAAUAACCGAAGACUAAAGGGAUGACAUAUAAAUUUUAGUUAUAUCUUUUCGAGUCAGUGAAAUUUCAGUAAAAUACUGAAAUUAAUGGCCAUGAGCUCAUAUUUGAUCAACUCCAACUAUGUGGAUCCGAAGUUCCCACCCUGCGAGGAAUAUUCACAAAGCGACUAUCUUCCCAGUCACUCCCCGGACUAUUACAACUCCCAGACGCAGGAGCCUGCUACUUUCCGGGCGGACCCUAUCUACCACAAUGAACACCACCCGGCUCAUCACCAGCACCGAGUUGAACCGCCGUACACACCGUGCCAGCGUGCGCCGCAACCCACUUCUGUAAGGACGUCCCCCCAGGGUCACACCGUUAUCCCCACCGGGCUGAACACCACCCCUGUGUCCGAGCAGAGCCACCGCUGUGACUCGGUCACACCGAGCCCGCCUCCACCUCCGCUCUGCGCUCAAACUCCUCGCAGCCAAAGCGGGUCUUCCCCCGCCAGCAGCCGAAAGGACCCGGUGGUGUAUCCGUGGAUGAAGAAAGUGCAUGUAAACAUCGUCAAUUCCAGCUACACAGGUGGAGAGCCAAAGCGCUCGCGGACGGCUUAUACGCGCCAGCAGGUUCUGGAGCUGGAGAAGGAGUUCCACUACAACCGUUAUCUGACACGCAGACGUAGGGUGGAGAUUGCGCACACACUGUGUCUGUCAGAGCGGCAGAUAAAGAUCUGGUUCCAAAACCGGAGGAUGAAAUGGAAGAAGGACCACAAGCUGCCCAAUACGAAAGUCCGCUCCGGGACCAACAGCACCACAAGUGCUCAGAUUGUGUCCGCGUCUCAGAACCGCUCCUCCGGACCGCUAUAGUGCGGCUCUUUGAGUUGUGGCAGGAGGAUCCCACCCGUGUUCCCCAGCUUCUAGACUGAAAACUGAAGGAGUGGCACUGCAGAACCUCCGGAAUGUGCAAUUUGGACCAUAAUAUGAACUUAACUAUUGAGAAGAGGACAAAGGCAACUCAUGGCCGAAAUCAGGCCCCUGAUCAUGUUCCGUUACUCAGCUAUGAAGUUGUUUGUUUGUGUGUGCGCGCGCGUACGUGCGCGUGUCUGUGUGCGUGUCUUUGGGGGCGGUGGUAGGGAUGGUACUUGUUCUUUUUUGUCUUUUUGUUUAUUUCUCCAGUCCAUCCACCUACUAAGUUUUGUUGUUCAGAGUCGUUUGUGUGUGUGUGUGUGUGUGUGUGUGUGUGUGUGUGUGUGUGUGUGUGUGUGAGAGAGAGAGAG